Oldenlandia corymbosa var. corymbosa is the source of this 1526-nucleotide messenger RNA. The record is from the annotation of a GenBank genome assembly. NCBI's taxonomy places the organism in Eukaryota, Viridiplantae, Streptophyta, Magnoliopsida, Gentianales, Rubiaceae.
AAAAAAAAAAAAAAGAAAAAGAAAAAAACCCAAAUAAGCUUGCUGGGCAAUCUUUUCAAAACCAGAAUCCAAUACUAUGAAUACAGUACAUUCCAAGCUAACCAAUAACUCAUUAACAGAGCAAAAAGUAAUACUAAUCCCUAAUCCCCAUGAAUUUCGUAAUCGAGAUCAAGAGAUCUGCCCAACAGCCGACUUCGGCUGAAAUUGUUGCUUCAAUUGAUGACAUUUUACAGCAGAUUCUAUUAGGCCUCCCCAUAAAAUCACUCGUACGGUUCAAAAGUGUCUCCAAGCACUGGAUUUCCUUGAUAUCCAACCCACAGUUCGCCAUCCUUCACGGCCACAAUCCCAAACCACCGUUAGGCUUGUUCUUGCAAGAUACAAGCUCUUUGGAAUACCUUCACUGUGACCCCCACAAUCCAAUCAAUCCUCCUCUUUCAACUCUUGAAUUUAUCAAGGAUCCAACUAUCACAGGGUCCACAAGGAUCCUCCAGUCUUGCAAUGGCCUAUUGCUCUGUUCAAGUUCCCAAAAUUACUAUGUCUUUAAUCCCACCACGAAGCAGUUCAGAACAAUUCCGACCCCAUCUCCUCGACGAAGCAUUCGUGGAGUAGGCUUGGCUUUUGAUCCGGUGAAAUCCCCUGUCUACAAAGUUGUUUGCAUCCGGGAUGCCGACUUGGUUCCGGGUUCUUAUCAGAUUGAAAUCUACUCAUCCGAUAAUGGUUGUUGGAGAGUUUCAGGACAGCCAUUCCCAGCCGACCACGAUUUCAAACAUGGGGUUUAUUGCAACGGUGCAAUCAAUUGGCUCUGCAAUUUGCGCUACGAUAAUUUCCUGUACUUCAACGUCGAUGAGGAAAGACUUGGAGAAAUGCCACCACUAUAUACUGCAGAGUACCUGAGUGGCGACCUCGAGUUCUUCGGGGAAUCCGGUGGCCAUCUGCAUCUCAUUGAAGUGUACGGUCUUGUAGAGCCCGUGUUCACUAUUCAUGAAAUGAAAAGGGAUUAUUCUGGGUGGUUUCCAAAGUACGAGGUUGAUAUCUCAGCAGUUGCUAGAAUGUUUCCUGAAAUGAUUCAGGAUGAGGAUGAGUACGGACUUGAGUAUUUUCAAUUAUCAGUUCUUGCUGUGAUUAGGGAAGAAAAAGAGGAGGAUGCCUUCGUGGUUUUGCAGAUUCCUGGUAAGGCCAUUCGUUACAAUCUGGUGACCAAAACUUUCCACAAGCUCUGCGAUUUUGUUGAUGGUGCGGAAGAAGAAGAGAGAGGCAGCACCAGGUUGAGAUUUGACAAUUUCUGCGGUCAUCACUUCAUUGAGUCACUUUCUUGUGUUUGACAUUAGUGUUAGUAAAUUUGGCUUAGUUGGGUUUUUUAAAUGCUGAUUGAGGCUUAUCUUUAGGGAUAAGUUCAUAUUUUCCAGAUUAUUUGGAGUAGUUCAAUAUAUUCCAGUUUCCUCCUUUCUGUAUGCUCAAGUUUUAGGUCAGUUUCUUUCAAUUAAACUUUUCUCAAUCAACAAAGUUUGCAAAAUCAAUACUACAAU